AUGGCGGAAGUAGAUCCAGAAACUCUCUUGGAGUGGUUGAGCAUAGGCCAGGGAGAUGAGAGGGAUAUGCAAUUGAUUGCUUUAGAACAACUCUGCAUGCUUCUUCUCAUGUCAGACAAUGUGGACCGAUGUUUCGAAAGUUGUCCACCGAGAACGUUUUUGCCUGCACUCUGUAGGAUUUUCCUUGACGAGUGUGCUCCAGACAACGUGCUGGAAGUAACUGCGAGAGCCAUAACCUAUUACCUGGAUGUGUCAGCUGAAUGCACGAGGCGUAUAAUCGCAAUCGAUGGAGCGGUAAAAGCCAUUUGUAAUAGACUAGUCGUGUCCGAUUUUAGCGAAAGAACAAGUAAAGAUCUGGCAGAACAAUGCAUAAAGGUUUUAGAAUUGAUAUGCGUUCGAGAAGCGGGCGCGGUUUUCGAGGGAGGAGGUCUCGGAUGCGUUUUAAUGUUUAUCCGCGAUAACGGUUGGAGGGUGCACAAAGACACUCUUCAUUCUGCCAUGGCUGUCGUUUCAAGAUUAUGUACUAAAAUGGAACCUCAGGAUUCUUCUCUACCUGCUUGCGUCGAAGCUUUAUCAACACUACUGAAGCACGAAGAUACUCAUGUUUCAGAUGGAGCUCUGAGGUGUUUCGCAUCUUUAUCGGAUAGGUUUACCCGUCGCGGAGUCGAUCCGGCUCCAUUAGCGGAGCACGGACUUGUCAACGAGCUUUUAUCGCGGUUGUCGAAUGCUGCAGGUCCUGCUGCCGUCACGAACGGACCCGUCACUCUCGGAGCAAACACGAGUACGUCGGCUCCGGAAACAACAAAAUGUUCGUCGUCCGUUUCGACCAUCAUUAGCUUAUUAUCCGCUUUGUGUAGAGGAUCCCACAGCAUCACCCAUGAUUUAUUAAGAUCUCAAUUACCUGAUGCGAUUGAAAAAGCAUUGCAAGGAGAUGAAAGGUGUUCGUUAGACUCAAUGAGAUUAGUCGAUUUGCUUUUGAUAUUACUUUUCGAAGGGAGAAAAGCUUUACUACGCGCUGGUUCGUCUAGUGGUCAGUUGUUACCUAGAAUGAGGAGAAUGGAUAGUACUGGUGAAAAGUGCCAUAGGCAGCUUAUUGAUUGCAUCAGGAGUAAGGACACGGAUGCCUUAGUCGAAGCCAUCGAUAACGCAGGAGUAGAAGUCAAUUUCAUGGAUGACGUCGGUCAAACGCUUCUUAAUUGGGCUUCCGCGUUCGGAACGCAAGAAAUGGUUGAAUUUUUAUGCGAAAGAGGAGCCGACGUGAACAAGGGUCAAAGGUCAUCAUCCCUUCAUUACGCUGCUUGUUUCGGUCGUCCGGCGAUAGCUAAAGUUUUACUCAGGCACGGUGCGAAUCCCGAUUUGAGAGACGAAGACGGUAAAACACCUUUAGACAAAGCGAGAGAAAGAAUCGAUGAAGGACAUCGAGAAGUUGCUGCCAUUUUGCAGUCGCCAGGGGAAUGGGUAAUACCUGGCGAUAAGGACAAAAAAUGCGAAGCCGUCGAAUCAGAAGAUGUUAACGAGCCCAAAGGUGAUCCGGAAAUGGCACCUAUUUAUCUAAAAAGACUGCUUCCCGUGUUUUGCGCUACUUUUCAGAGCACGAUGUUACCCUCAGUUAGGAAAGCAAGUUUAAGUUUAAUUAAGAAAAUGGUGCAUUACAUUCAACCUAGUUUAUUAAUAGAAGCUUGUAAUUCGGAUGUUUCGACUCAUAAUUUGGGAACCAUGCUCGUCGAAGUUAUCGCAACCGUUCUUGAUAAUGAGGAAGAUGAAGAUGGUCAUCUAGUCGUUUUGCAAAUAAUACAAGAUUUGACGAUAAAAGCUCAGGAUAUAUUUCUCGAUCAUUUCGCUAGGUUGGGAGUUUUUUCGAAAGUUUUACAACUUGCGGGUCCGCAAGACGUCAUGACGCCACCAAUUAAAAAACCAGAUAAAAAUGAAGAGACUAAUCAAGAACCUGUAUUAGAGGAUGCCAAAGAAAUUUUAUCAGGGAAAGCAUAUCACUGGAGAGAUUGGUGCAUUUGUCGAGGUCGAGAUUGUUUGUACAUAUGGUCGGAUGCUGCGGCGCUGGAGCUUUCGAACGGGAGCAACGGAUGGUUUCGAUUUAUACUCGAUGGAAAAUUAGCGACCAUGUAUUCGAGCGGUUCGCCCGAAGGUGGAAGCGACAGCUCAGAAAACCGAGGUGAAUUUCUCGAAAAGUUGCAAAGAGCUCGAGCUCAAGUCAAACCUAAUUCCGUGAGUCAACCUCUACUAUCGAAUCCAGGUCCGACGCGUUUGGUCGUGGGAAAUUGGGCUUUGUCCAGUCGGAAGGAAGGGGAAAUACACAUUUUGAAUUCGGAUGGUCAACAGAGUGUAUGGUGUGGGUUCCAGCAAGCGACAAUACUCCGUGAGGAUCUCCCUGGGUUCAUAUUUGAGAGCAACAGAGGUACCAAGCACUCGUUCACCGCAGAAACAUCUCUCGGUCCGGAAUUUGCGGCAGGAUGGAGCGGGAAGAAGGGAAAACGGCUUCGAUCGAAAAUUGAAGCCAUCAAACAAAAGGUUAAAAUUCAAGCCCAAGAGAUUUACGAUAAAUAUUUUAAAGUUGCUCAAGCUCAACCUCGGGGUGUCGUCGCCAAAUUGGGGAACAUCGUGGCUCAAAUCGAACGGGCUUGUCAAAAGCAACACACGAAUUUCAGAGAUGGAAGCACUUGGCGGGAAAUUUUAAAAUCGGCACUCGAUGAAUUAUCCCAAUUAUUAUCGGAGGAAGGAGUCGUAUCUGCUUACGAAUUACACAGUUCGGGUUUGGUUCAAGCUUUACUCUCGCUAUUGUCCACGGGUCCGUGGGACGAAGGUCAAAAAAGUAACAAAACGUCCAAACUUCAAAAGCAAAGGGUUAGAGUUUUUAAAAAUUGUUUCAAAGAAAAAGAUGGAGAAAAUGGAAGCAUAAACGCGGGAAUGAUAUUAGUUCACAAACUCAUAUCCGUUUUAGAAUCAAUUGAAAAGUUACCAGUUUAUUUGUACGAUACGCCCGGCUCUGGAUACGGAUUACAGAUUUUAACUAGAAGACUUCGAUUUAGAUUAGAAAAAGGUGCGGGAGAAUCAUCUCUUAUAGAUAGAACGGGUAGAGGAUUGAAAAUGGAACCGUUGAGCACUGUGAUGCAAUUGGAAAAAUACUUGUUGAAAAUGGUUGCUAAACAAUGGUACGACUACGAUAGGAGCACAUUUUCAUUCGUUAGAAAAUUAAAAGAAACGAAUCAAAUGAUUCAUUUCAAACAUCAAACGGAUUUCGAUGAAAAUGGUGUCAUUUAUUGGAUAGGAACGAACGGAAAAACGAGUUCGGAAUGGGUUAAUCCUGCUCAAUACGGGUUAGUCAUGGUGACGUCAUCGGACGGCAGAAAUUUACCCUACGGAAGAUUGGAAGACAUUCUCAGCAGGGAUUCGUCGGCUUUGAAUUGUCAUACGAAUGACGAUAGGAAAGCGUGGUUUGCCAUCGAUUUGGGUUUGUGGUUGAUUCCGAGUUGUUAUACAAUCAGACACGCUCGCGGUUACGGUAGAUCAGCUUUAAGAAAUUGGUUGUUUCAAGUUUCAAAAGAUGGCGUGAAUUGGACCACUCUUUACACUCAUACGGAUGACACGUCGUUGAACGAACCCGGAAGUACAGCUUCUUGGCCUUUAGAUCCUCCUUUGGACGAGACUCAGGGUUGGAGACACGUCAGACUACAGCAGACGGGGAAAAACGCAUCCGGUCAAGCUCAUUAUCUUAGCUUAUCGGGAUUCGAAGUUUACGGAAUGGUUACGGGUGUUUGCGAAGAUUUAGGUAAAGCUGCUAAAGAAGCGGAAGCUAAUCUUCGGCGACAAAGAAGAUUGCUGAGGAAUCAAAUUCUCAAGCAUUUAGUUGUUGGUGCUCGAGUCGUUCGCGGUUUAGAUUGGAAAUGGCGCGAUCAAGAUGGUCCCCCGCCGGGAGAAGGAACGGUUAGCGGAGAACUUCACGACGGUUGGAUUGACGUCACUUGGGAUCACGGGGGUAGUAAUUCUUAUCGUAUGGGUGCAGAGGGCAAAUAUGAUUUGCGUCUUUCUGUAAUGUCGGAAUCGGAUUCUAAUUUUGUUCCUGUUUCUUCAUCGAAACCUGUUGUCCCUUCAGGUAAAGCCAAGAGCGAAGGGAAAACAAGCGUUCUCACGAGUAGAAAAUCUAGCUCAACACCCAGCUUACCGGAUGCAACCGAGAGUCAUUCGAAAACAUCCGUCGCUAGCACCGAUCAAGCUGCUUCCGCCGAUAAUCUGGCAGCUAAACAAGCAGCCGAAGCGAUCGCUGAUAGCGUUCUUUCCAUAGCCAGAGCCGAAGCUAAAGUUGCCAUUGCCGGCAACAAAAAAAAUAACAGCACUCCCGGAAGUGAAUUAUCCGUGGUUGUUCAUACCUUGCGGGGACCUCAUCAUGAUCUCUCUUCAAUAUCUUCGGCAGGAUCUAGUGAUCUCGCAACAAUCGUUGAAACUCUUACCUUAGAUACAAAAUCUAAUUACGUCGUUGGUGGCACCAGCAAUCAACAAGUCAAGCGUCAAAGUUCUUGCAGCGAUGAAAUACAAACGAACAACACUACCAAUACUUAUAAUAACGGAAACAAGGGGAACGUUGAAGCGACCGUCGGGAAAACUAAUUUGCUCGUUUCAUCGAAUGCUUUGUCGAACAGUUCGGUGUUGAACAAGAGCUUUUAUUGUCCGUCUCGAACGAAUAAGAUGUCUUCGUCGAAUCCACCACCCGGAGAAGUUCACACCCUGCUUUCGGCGGAAACCAUCGAAGUUUUCGAUAAAAUGCGUGAAGGACAAGAUUUGCUGAGAAAUAACACCAACAGUUUUCUGUCGGGAUUAAUGGCUGCUAAUUUAACUCCUUGCGUUCGCAUAAGCGUCACCGGUGGCGAAAGUGAUAACGUGUCCGAUGAAAGAGCCAUAAGAAUCAAAAAUCGUCAUCAACCGAUACAACCUUCCGUUACCAACGCGGGAGCAGAAAGUGUCAAUACGAAAAGAGAUAAAGAAAACAAGGAUAAUAAGGAUAAGGAUAAGGAUAAAGAUAAAGAUAAAGACAAGGACAAAGACAAAGAUAGAAAAGAUGGAAACAACAGCGUUGUCGUCACGAAUCCGAUGAGCGUUAGCGUACCGAAUUUGACAUCCGGAAAUAAUACGAUUGAAAACACCGGAACGACCGGACUUUUGGAAACUUUUGCCGCCAUGGCGCGAAGGAGAACUUUAGGAUCCGUUGCGGGUAAUACUAGCGUUGUAAAUGAUAAUCAAACUGUGAUCUCGACCAAUUCAAGUGCAAAUAACACAAAUUCUACGAAUCAUAGGAAUUCAAUGUUUCCCCGGGGUCCAUCCUCCGUUUCCAGCCUCGUACGUUUAGCUUUAUCGCCGAAUUUUCCGGGCGGAUUACUCAGCACCGCUCAAAGUUACCCCAGCUUGACUUCAUCCGGACCCACGGGAACAGGUACAUGCGUAUCGACUACCGCUGGAACGGGACCUUGCUUGAGCCAGGCUUUAACAAUGAGUUUAACGUCGACAUCUAGUGAGAGCGAGCAGGUUAGCUUCGAGGAUUUCCUGGACAGCUGUCGUGCUCCAACACUUUUAGCAGAGCUCGAUGAUGAUGACAUGCCCGAUGAUAAUGAUGAAAACGAUGACAACGAUGAUGAAAACGAAGAUGAUGAUUAUGAAGAAGUGACAGUGAGCAGGAAUUUGUUGGCAUUUAUGGAAGAAGAAACGUUUGAUACGAGAAACACGGGAGGAAAAAGAAGGAGUUGGGACGACGAAUACAUAUUAAAACGUCAAUUCUCCGCUCUUAUCCCCGCAUUCGAUCCCAGACCCGGAAGAACAAACGUGAAUCAAACGACCGAUUUGGAAAUACCUGCACCGGGACUUGCGAGCGAAGCAACCACGUCAACGGAAACCUGUUUAACAACUCAACCGAAACUUCAAUUGAUUUUAAGGGGUCCAAAUUUACCUGGAGUUCAAGAUGUCGAAAUUGAAUUGAAAGAUCCUAAAUGGACGAUAUUUAUGGCUGUACAAGAGCUUAUUCAAGCCGUCGAUUUGGGUAGUAGGCAAGAAAAAUUAAGAAGAAUAUGGGAGCCCACGUAUACGAUUAUCUAUCGCGAAAUAAAAGAAGAAGAAAGUGAAAUUAAUAGCGUUGUUACUCCCGUGGUCACACUAUAUUCGAGGCACGGUAAAAAUUCGGGAUUAUUUUCAAGUUUGUUGUCUCCUCAAACUCCCGUUUCUCCGAGCAUGAGUUGUACCGUCGAAGACGUUCUUCAUUUGCUUCGUCAUUUAUUCGUUAUAAUGACGUAUAGAGACGAAGCCAUGUGCAAUAUUUUAGACGACGAAAUUUUGCAUCCCGACGAAUUCACGAGUAAAAAGAUCACGAAUAAACUCUUGCAACAAAUUCAAGAUCCCCUCGUUUUAUCAUCGGGAGCUUUGCCGACUUGGUGCGAAGAAUUGAAUCAUUCGUGUCCGUUUUUGUUUCCUUUUGAAACUCGUCAACUUUAUUUCAGUUGUACGGCAUUCGGAGCAUCGAGGUCCAUCGUAUGGUUGCAAACUCAAAGGGACGUGACAUUGGAAAGGCAGCGAACGCCGGGAUUAUCACCCAGGAGAGAUGAUCCCCACGAAUUCCGCGUGGGUAGAUUAAAACACGAACGGGUUAAAGUUCCUCGUGGAGAAAAAUUACUUGAUUGGGCAAUUCAAGUGAUGAAAAUUCACGCCGAUAGAAAAAGUAUUUUGGAGGUGGAGUUUCAGGGAGAAGAGGGAACUGGUCUGGGUCCGACAUUGGAAUUUUACGCUUUAGUUGCCGCCGAACUUCAAAGAAAAGAUCUCGGAAUGUGGCUUUGCGACGAUGACGUCAAUACGAGUAAUUUAGAUUCCGAUAUAUCGAUCGAUCUUGGAGAAGGAAUGAAACCUCCGGGCUAUUACGUUCGAAGAUCUUCGGGUUUAUUUCCGGCACCUUUGCCUCAGGAUUCUCCUGCCUGUGAUAGAGCUUGUACAUACUUUUGGUUCCUCGGAGUUUUUUUGGCUAAGGUAUUGCAAGAUAACCGUUUGGUCGAUCUACCACUGUCGACGCCAUUUUUAAAACUCAUGUGUCACGGCGAGAUACAUAAUAACGUCAAUGAAAGGAUCGGCCUGUUACCCGGUACGAAUUCGUGUAAGAAAUCCAUAGAUGACGAUUUGAUGGUUUCGUCUUAUAUAUCGGAAGAAAGCGAAAAAGAUUGGGAUUCGGAUCCGUUGAAAGGACAUCCGGACGAUUCGAAACCAUGGUUUUCCGGAAUAUUAAAUUGCGAAGAUUUAACAGAAGUGGAUCCGGUGAGGGGUAGAUUUCUAAGACAGAUACAAUCUCUCAUAGCACGAAAAUCACGAAUAGCUCAAGACAAUACAUUAAGUCCGGAAGCUCGAGCUCAUCAAAUACAAAAUUUAGCUUUAGUUUCCUCUUCCGGUCCCGUCGUUCGUCUCGAAGAUUUAGCCAUAACUUUUACUUACUUGCCUUCAUCUCAAGUUUUUGGUUUUUCCGCCGCCGAAUUAACUCCCGGCAGUUGCGACAAAGAGGUCACGAUGGAAAACGUUGAAGAAUACAGCGAUUUGACCACUGCUUUUUGCUUAGAAAAAGGAAUCACGAGACAGCUCAACGCAUUUCAUUCCGGUUUUAAUAAAGUUUUCCCGAUAACGAAAUUAAAAGCUUUCAGUCCGGAUGAAGUACGAAUAAUGCUUUGCGGUGAUCAAAAUCCUCACUGGACAAGAGAAGACGUUCUUAAUUACACGGAACCUAAAUUGGGAUACACGAGAGACAGUCCGGGAUUUUUGAGAUUCGUCAACGUUCUCGUUAAAAUGUCAGCAGACGAAAGGAAAGCAUUCCUUCAAUUCACGACGGGAUGUUCUUCGUUGCCACCGGGAGGUUUGGCCAAUUUAUAUCCUCGUUUAACCGUCGUGAGAAAAGUCGAUGCAGGAGAAGGUUCGUAUCCCUCGGUGAACACUUGCGUACAUUAUCUCAAACUCCCCGAUUAUCCCACCGAGGAAUUAUUAAGGGAAAGACUUUUGGCAGCUACAAGAGAAAAGGGAUUCCAUUUAAAUUAA
Messenger RNA from Pediculus humanus corporis (human body louse), 8061 nucleotides. Its product is annotated as hect E3 ubiquitin ligase, putative. NCBI's taxonomy places the organism in Eukaryota, Metazoa, Arthropoda, Insecta, Psocodea, Pediculidae. Gene Ontology annotation, cellular component: nuclear speck. The record is from RefSeq and is a predicted model, not a curated record. The transcript has 38 exons. Gene Ontology annotation, molecular function: metal ion binding; ubiquitin protein ligase activity; protein binding. Gene Ontology annotation, biological process: proteasome-mediated ubiquitin-dependent protein catabolic process; protein K63-linked ubiquitination; anatomical structure development. The coding region runs from base 1 to 8061 and encodes 2686 amino acids.